CAUAGCAAUGGCCAAAAGUGAAAACAAAAUCGUUACAAGAAUUUAUUUAAUUUUUAAUUCAAUUAGUGUGAAUGUGAAUUGCUUUCCAACUAACAACUACAUAACAGUAUCAUAAAGACGAUUAUUAAAUCUAGAGCAAUGGCCACAAAUCGUCCGAAAUAUGUAUCAGUUUAUAAAAUUGAUGGAAUUCCAAUUUUGCCGCCUUUGAUGACUUCGGAAAAAAGCCGGCACAUGUUGGUUUACAAAGAGUUGGCAAUUCAAUUAGAAAAUGCUAGAAAAAAGCAACAAAAUCUUGGCAAACCAUCAAUUGGCUUAGAUCAAUCAUGUAACCUUCUUCGUCACGGUCAUAGUCACAUACCUCAGCCAAGUCCGACACCAAGAAAACAAUUGUCCGAAGCCAGUACGUCUGCAAAUGCGGUACCAACAUCAUCAGCAUCGGCAUCGAAAAGAGAACGGGUUGAAAAACUACGCAAAACCGACACCCUUGUCUAUGACAAUCGAGCUAAUUCCAUAAUCUUAACACUCGAAGGAUUCGAAGAAGAAACCGACUUCCAGUCGAUGGUGCUAGAAAGACCCCCUAAAUUAGACCAAAAUGACAACAAGAUCUCCCCUGACGUGCCUAAGUCGCCAAACCAAAACGAUUUGUCCCCCCAGAAUCCUGUUAAACCACAACCUUAUGCCGCAUUCAUACCGAUUCCAUCGAUUUGCGUCAAUCCACCCACACCUUCCGUCCAAAACAACCCAAUUUGUUCGACGACACCAUCGAAACGCCUCUGCGCCAGUCCCACUCUCAAGCCAGACAUCGAAUCCAGUCUAAUUCGUUCGAAUUCAUUCAUCCUCGACGGGCCGAGCAGCGCCCUUCUCGAACACAUCAAAAACCAAAAACUGAAAAAAUCCACUGCCACUCAGGACACCGUCGAAUCCAAAGCCAAACGUGUUCAGAAAGUCGAAGCCAAACCCAAAGCUAAAUCACCCACUUCGACCAGCCUCAGCCACUUCACUAACAACACGGUCAUCUUUAGAGCCAAACGCAGUCCCUACGAGCUGAAGCCCUCGUCCAAAGCGAAGUUAACAAGAAAACAUAAAAUCGCCAAACCCGUUACGACACCAAAGAAGCCCAUCAAUGCAUCCGAUCUAUCAUUAAUUUCCAUGACUCCACCCCAAUCCACAUCGAAUUUGGAUCUUUUAAAAGACUUCGAAGAGCAGCAUCGAGCACGGUUCAUUGAACUCGUACGCCAACAGCAAAUCGAACAGAAACGCCUUCAAAAAGAAUUCGAAAUACAACAGAAGCUUCUGCUCGAACAACUCUCUGCUAGAGUUGCCAAAGUCCAAAUACAAACGGUCGUACCAACGCAGUCGUCGUCAAUAUUUCCUGACUCCGUUCAGAGUUCGCCAUCAGCAUCGCCGGAACAAGAAUCUUCUUCGACGACGUCGACGACUACAACAACCGCUUCACGCAGUGCUCGUCGACGACGAUUAUUUCUGGAAAAUAUCAAAGAUGUACCAUCUGUGACUGUGACAAGAGAUGCAUCGCCAUCACCGCAGAGCACUGGCCGUCGUCUUGACAGAGAGAACGAGAGGAAACGCUUUCAUUUGGCUGCAACUUUAAUCAAUGCCUAUGCAAGAGGUUUUCUAACACGUCGACUGUUUAGAACAGAUUAUGUCCAAAGGAUUGUACAAACCAUCAAGGAUACAUUAAUUUUUGUUAUAAAUUUACAUUUGGAAACCUGUGGAGAUGAUUCGGAGAGUAGUUUAAAAUUAAAAGCUAGACUCCUUAAACAGCUACAUUCAGCAAGUAGAACAUUACAUUCUGUUUUCCUGGAGACAACAAUUAAAGAAAGGAUGGAAAUAAUUGCUAGAGAUCGAAAAUUUAUCGAAGCUAAAUUAUUAAAUAUUAAAAGAUCUCGAAAGAUUGUCAGAUGAUUAUAAAGAAUUUCGAAGACUUAAAGUACCAGUAUUAUUUGCCUCUUUUAGUACAUGUGUAAGACCAAAAUGAUAACUUAAAAAGUAAUAAAAUCACAUAUUUUUUAAAAUAUAUAUUAGAUGUUCAUUGA
This is a messenger RNA of Eupeodes corollae, 2054 nucleotides long. RefSeq lists its product as uncharacterized. The transcript is spliced from 5 exons. The coding region runs from base 139 to 1923 and encodes 594 amino acids. Gene Ontology annotation, cellular component: centriole. Gene Ontology annotation, biological process: regulation of cytokinesis; centrosome duplication; centriole replication. Gene Ontology annotation, molecular function: protein binding. Lineage: Eukaryota; Metazoa; Arthropoda; Insecta; Diptera; Syrphidae. The record is from RefSeq and is a predicted model, not a curated record.